GUGCUGUGGGCUUGUUUGGGUUUUGACUAGGUGUCUGGCAUAGUAAGAGUCUCAUCUAUCUCGGUCAUUCCUUGGUUAUGCCAGGCAUGUUUCAAAUGAUAUUGAGGGGAUGAGAAUAGAGAAAGACCUUGAGCUUGACCAAAAAGAGAGUGAGAGAGAAAAGAGUUGCAUAUUCAGGUCAAGUAGGGAUCAAAAACAGGAAAUCAAGAAAUUGUUAGAAUAAAAUUAAACUUCUGUAUCUUAUGGGCCAAUGACCUUUGCUGGAUUUCUAGCCAACUCUUCAUUAGCAAAGUCAAUAAGAAGGAGGACUUCAGAGUCAGAAUGAGGUUCAAGCCUAGUUCUAGAAUUAAUUGAAUGACUUUGUGCUAGUUAAGUAUCAUGUAAGCUUAGCUUUCUCAUGUAAAGUGGGAGUCAUGUAAUAUUUUCUGUUUUGUAGGGCUGUUUUGAGGAUUAGGUGAUAAAAUUCAUCUGAAACAAUUAGCAUAGUGUAUUUCAUGGUAUAAGCCUUCAUUAAAAGCAGCUAGUCACUAAACAUAUAGGAAUACAGGCAAAAUCUAUUCUCUAAAAGCAUUCUAGGACAGUAAUAAAUAGAAAAUAAACCAAUAGGAUGGAAAGACAGAAGAAACAGUGAAACAAAACUUAGUGAUUGCCUGCCAACUUGAUCAUUAGAUUAAGUUGGAAUAGAAUAAUUCUGAUUUGUAUGCUAUUUAUUGGUUACUAAUAAAGUAUAAUGAUUAUAGAGAGAAUAACAUUAUGGGAGUUUAACUAGGGGAAAGUAUCACCUGGGUCUUCUUUUUCUUUGUCUUAGGCCUACUCCAGGUUUUGCAUUUAUCUGUGUAAAUUGACAUUUAAAAAAAGUAGAGAAGGAAAAGUUUUCAUAUCGAACAUUAUCAUAAUGAUGGAUCUUUUGAUUCAUAAUGACCCAAAAUAUCAGGUUUGCUAAAUAAAAAUUCUACUUUUGAUUUUAGGAUCAGAGCAUAUACAUUUACACAUACAUUUUUUAUAAAUUGAAUUUUAAUUAAACUCACAAUUAAAUAAUUGAUUUAAAGAAUGUUGCUAUUCUACCCACAGCUAUAGACUAGCACCUAAAUAUCACUUUCCAAAUCAGUUUGAAGAUGUGUAAUGCAGUAAGGUGGUUCUUAUGCCAAGAUAUUCUUAGCAAAUACGGUAUAGAUCCUGAAAGAACUGGUAUUUCUGGAGACAGUGCUGCAGGGAAUUUGGCUGUAGCAGUGACUCAACAGGCAUUUAGAGAAGAAAUUGCACCAAUCAACUUAAAAGUUAAAACAGUAAAUGAUUUAUCCAGUAAGCUAUCUCCACUUGACCUACAUCCAUCUCUAAAGAUGUCUCGCCAGCUAGAUGACCUUAAUAGCGAUGGAAACUUUUGCAGGGGGAAAGAGCUGUUCCCGGCUUCCCAGCUGCUUUGCCUGUCUCCAGUGCCAGAACCAGUGGGCCGAGCACACAGAUAUAAGCUUUCGUCUUGGAGCAGCAGGAUAUGGAUCCCUGCUUUCCACAAACAGCCAGAAUCCAAGUCUCCCCAGGAACUCCGCCUGUCACAGCGUUCCAACCAUGUAAUCAGAAGAGUAUGAUGAAAGCACCAUGAAAUGUGUGUGCAGUCUGGUGCCAUCCUCUUUCCUGUUGCUCUCAGGAUUAGUUGCGCCAGGUAUAUUUUCUAAUUGUGUCCAGUUUUAGGAGGAAGCCUCUGUGUCUUCUCUCAUGCCGCCAUCUUUAAUCCCUCCAUUUUCUCUUUCUUUCACCAUACUGUUUUGUUAUAUUAGGGAAUGUAUUUGUGAAAACAAUCAAUGACACCAAUCACCAUAACUAGAAAACUAGAUUAUUCCAGUAUUCUUUCAGUGGAGUAUACUAAACUUGCCUGGAAGUUGGUGUUAUCAUAAUAAUCAAAUUGCAUAUAGAGAAAAAUAUUAGCGGAUUCAUAGAUAGUGUUUACUUACAGAAGGAAUUAUACUCUUCAUAUCUUAAUUAUCUGUUGGGAGCAAACCUGUGGGCCUUUAGGCAGACUCGGUCACAAAAGCCUUAAGACAACAGCAACAUUUGAGUGAAGUCUUUCCUGUAAAGUCAGCAACAAUGAAUCCAUCCACGCAUUAGAAACAAGUUUUCCCCUAUUACCAAGAAACGCAUUUAGUGAACUUCUAGGUUAGAGCUAGUGGUUAGGUUACCUCACAACAUGUGCAUUUCUAGGUUAGAGCUUGUGGUUAGGCUACCUUGCAACAUGUGCUUUUUCUGUCCUUUGUUAAUCAAGAAACACCCUCUGCCCCAGGGGAAAGCCCCUCCCUUAAAAUCUCCCUCCCAAGGGCCCCCACCCCCAAAAUGGCGAACUCCCCACUUCUCUUCCGAGUCCUCCGUUCCCGCCGGUGCCAACCAAGACCCAAUCACCCCUCUACACCUCCCCGCCGGCGCCACCUAAGGUCCUAUUAUCUACUGACCCACCCCUUACUUGCUAAUCUGUAUAAAUUGAGCCUGCAAACAAUAAACUGUGCCAGC
This is a messenger RNA of Manis javanica (Malayan pangolin), 2499 nucleotides long. The record is from RefSeq and is a predicted model, not a curated record. Lineage: Eukaryota; Metazoa; Chordata; Mammalia; Pholidota; Manidae.